GUACAUGUAAAUAUGACCUUGCCUCAACCAGAAAAACCGUUAGGCCACAUUGCGCUAGCCUGCAUGCAGUUCAGUUCUACUACUCAUUCAAAAUGGUUAAAGACGGAGCAGGCACAAAUGUACAUCGUCAUCUCGAAAAAACACUGAUUACAUGUAUUGUAUUCAGUUCCAAAUCCGCGUCCAAAAGCAUCACACAUGUCUGUAAACAUACAGCUUAUUAGUCAGAGUUAAUAUUCCUGCAGCACCAUGGUCUUUGCGGAAUGGGAGAUAGUUUGUACAUUCGUUUCUGGAGCCCUGUUCUUUCAAACCUACAGUUUGUUGUAGGCCUUACUGGGAGCCAUGGACACAAUGGAACAGUCAAUCGAUACGUGAGGAGAGGAGUUUUGCAACAGAGACGGGUGCGACAGUGACGGGAAAAGGCACAGGAGACACUGGAGAAGCGCGUAUAUAUAGGAACAAUCUGCAGCAAAUUAGAUCUGUGACGGUCAUGGCAGACAGGAGGAUUUCUGGGAGUGAUAAUAUGUGUGAAUCAACCACCGCUGCGUCGACUGGACCUCUUAUCUAUGCUGUCCCCGAUGUCUUAAUAACGACGAUUUUGCAACAUCUGAGUGCGUCUGACCUGUGUCACGUGGCAUCAUGCUGCCGUUGGCUACGCGAUGCAACCAAUCAGGAUUCACUCUGGCUCCCUCUUUGUCAAAGCAGAGGAUGGGAGCGCUACGGCACCAGCACAGACCUGGCCAAGAUAGCCUCCUUCGGGCCUUCCAAGCAAGCAGCUGAUGAUAGUGCUGCAGGGGAUGACAUCGUCACCUUCCAGGAAGAUAGGAUCGUGACUUAUGAAAACACAGCGGGUUUAACCAGCACCUGCAGGUGGAAAGGCGUCUACAUGAGAGCUAACCAUCUGGAGAAAAACUGGGCUACAAACUGCUCUUAUUUGAAGGCAUUUGACCUUGAUGUGGAAGAAAGCCCAAGACACCGCACUGCCCAUCAUGAACGCUCCAGGGCUGUCGUCGAUGGGGAUCUCCUUGCAAUUCAGAGCGUGUCAAAAGAAAUCCAUGUCUAUGACAUUCGGAAUAAUACCCUUCAGUGUGUUAUUCCUUCUAUCGAAACUGCGGGUCUAUUCAAGUUCAGAGACGGCGUGAUUGUGGUGCCUUUUCAAAGUGGGGUUGCCUGUGCGUUCGAUGCAAGUACAGGGAAGCUGCUACAAACGAUAGAUGGAAACUGGCGCCGUGACGCUGUGUCGUUAUUAUUUGAUGGUGAACUGGUCAUCACCUACGUGCUUACUUUCAAUGGGAAAUACAGUGACAAGUUCCGUGCCAUUUACGUGUGGUGCGUGAAAGACGGCAAACUUAUACGCAUCCUAACAGUGGACCCUACAGGCGGUGACUGCGUUUGUUAUAACAUGGACUAUCGAGACAAGAUGGUAGCGGCGGCCUUCGAAGGUGACUGCAUUCGCGUGUGGGAUGCGAAGAGCGGAGAAUGUGUGCAUACACUAAAAUGCCCAGGAGAAAAGUCAGAGGUUCAACUCGGCGAUAAUGUUAUCGUUGGUUUCAGCACUAAAGGCGACGAGUGUGUUACUACCAUUUGGAGCCAGGACACGGGUGAAUGCCAAAAAGUGAUACACGUAGGCCUACCCGUACCCAUCUCCCAUUUUCGGAAGCACAUGCUGAGCGGGUAUAAUGCAGAGCUUAUCAAUAGUUUGAUACUACUAAAGUUUGACCCCAUGUGUUGCAAUCCGAUUCGUUCUGUGUACGCUCACAAUCUGCGUGGAGAAUUUAUAACACAAUUGAUGAGUGAUACCUAUGUGGAGAAAGGAAACGGAAGCAAGCGCCUCUUCUAUGUAAACGAUCCUCCGCCGAAGGGAGAAGGUCAGAAAACGCAGAAUAGGGUCAUCUUCAACGUCACUCCAAAUGGCCUGGUAAAACUCUUCGAUGUUGAUAGUUCUAACCAAAUCAUCUGGAUUGACGACAUCAGAAUGAUUACCUGUGACAAUAAGGAAGGAAUACUUCUUGUCCAUCAUUACUGGUAAACCGGACAUCAUGUCAAAUCGGAGUUAAAUCCAAUCGUUGACUACAAAGUGGACCAUGACUCCUUGAACUCCAGGCAUAACUUAGUAAACAGCGAUGAGAAAACUUUUAAUGGAGGACACUCGCGUUUUUAUUAAACCAUGUAUUCGUCUUUUGAAACUUAGACUUGCCACUUCCAUUCCCUUGUACAAGCCAAUCUAAUGUUCCUUAGAAUUCUGUUCUAUUUUUUUUCUCUUCCACUUAGUGUGUUGUAAAUGUAUACGUGACCACCUUUCUGUAGACUCUUAAUCACAAUUAGUAUGAGGCUUUGCCGCUGUAACCAGCUUUUAUUUUAGCAUAUCGUGUAUUUGAACAUUCGCACAUGAAUCCUGUUGAACUACCAGGAAAAAAGGAAAUUGAGAAUGGAGAGUCGAGUAGACCGAGUACAAUUCAUCGUGAGAUCACAUCAGUUUUGGAUAAAUUGUGAGAGUUCUCGUUUAAUUUCUGUGUCUCUGCCCUCUUCGUAGUCAAAUUCCUACAAAGUAGUGUUUUGUGAAGUCAACCAACAAUCUUUUUCGUAUGUAAAAAAAAAAACUUAAAAAACCAACAACUCUAUUAAAUGAGCUCCGUGC
Messenger RNA from Patiria miniata (bat star), 2635 nucleotides. Its product is annotated as F-box/WD repeat-containing protein 7-like. The transcript is spliced from 3 exons. The coding region runs from base 488 to 2026 and encodes 512 amino acids. Gene Ontology annotation, molecular function: protein binding. The record is from RefSeq and is a predicted model, not a curated record. Lineage: Eukaryota; Metazoa; Echinodermata; Asteroidea; Valvatida; Asterinidae.